Molecule: messenger RNA, 498 nt
Organism: Cricetulus griseus (Chinese hamster)
Lineage: Eukaryota; Metazoa; Chordata; Mammalia; Rodentia; Cricetidae
Source: RefSeq, a predicted model, not a curated record
GGACUUUAUGAGUAUAAAGUGUUUGGUGUUCUGGAAGGCUGUUCGCCAGCUCUACUUGCAGAUAUGUACAUGGACUUAGACUACAGGAAAACCUGGGACCAACAUGUGAACGAACUCCAAGAAAAGGAGUGUGAUGGACAGAUGGUGGCAUACUGGGAAGUGAAGUACCCUUUCCCUUUGUCCAACAGAGAUUACGUCUACAUCCGCCAGCGGCGAGACAUGGAUGUGGACGGAAGGAAGAUCUACGUGGUCCUGGCCCAGAGCAUCUCGGUACCUCAGUUUCCUGAGAAGUCUGGGGUGAUCCGAGUGAGGCAGUACAAGCAGAGCCUGGCGAUCGAGGGCGAUAGCAAGAAGAGGAGCAGAGUUUUCAUGUACUACUUUGAUAACCCGGGUGGCCAAAUUCCGUCCUGGAUCAUUAACUGGGCAGCCAAGAAAGGAGUUCCCGGCUUUUUGAAAGACAUGAUAAAAGCUUGUCAGAAUUACCCCAAGAAAACCUAA